GCUGAUUGCUUUGUCAAUCAGCGAGAUGUUACAUUUCCGUUGUAUCGAGUAGGGCCGCCGUGCUGUGUCUGGGGAGGAAGCUGUGAGAAUGGUUCGCUUCAAAUCCAGGUACCUGCUAUGCGAGAUAGUGUUCGAGAAUCCCCAGUUUCGGCAUUGUAUCGAGGAGAAGAAUAUCUAUAAAACAGUUAAAGAUGCAAUCAUUCGAGCACAUGGUGACUUUGGACUUGGUUGUUGCUCAUUAUCCCUGGCAGUCAAGUACCUGAAUGCCUACACAGGGAUAGUCUUAAUAAGAUGUCGGAAAGAUUUUUAUCGACUGUUAUGGUCUGCCAUGCAGUUAAUCACCUUCCUGGAGAGCAAGAACCAGAAGUACCCCUGUUUCUUCAACACAUUGCAUGUGGGAGGUACUAUCCGAACCUGCCAGAAGUUUCUCAUCCAGUAUAACCGCAAGCAAUUGCUGCUCCUCCUGAAAGACUGUAAAACCAAAGAGGAGAGGGAAUCUGUUCAAAGGUCUAUCUUGAGUUGUUCACUGAAAGAAUUGGAACAAGAUCGAUCGAAGUACCAAGAGGAGACAGAAGCAGAUGCAAAUCAAGUGUUAUGAAAAAACUGCAAAACAGCAAGAACUGCACUGUGGUAAUAGUUCCACCUGUACAAUCAAGGUGUUUUGCUGUGACACAGUUUAAGAUUGUGUAAUCUUCAAUUUAGACUUAGGCUCUCACACACCAGAUGCAAAUCUAACACCCCAAACCACUCUCUGCUGUUAAACUCCUGAAUUAUUUUCAUUAGGACAGCCUUGUAGUGGAAAAGAGAAUUUAUUGGCAAUGUGAAGUGAUUAAAGGUUAAUCAAGAAUGGUACUUGCUACUGGAUGCUAAUCCUUGUGGGCAUAAUCUUAGAAAUGUAAAAAGCUGGCACUUUAAACUACUGCCAACCAUUCCACAGCAACUGAGUAACCUUACUGUGGGUCUAAACCAUAGCCGUUAGCAAACUUCACUUCAAUUAAAUAAAACUGAACUACACUUCCCAUCAGUAAUAAUGAUCAUGAAACCAAAGGAUUAUUAAAACUCACCUGGUUCACUAUGUCCAUCAGGAAAAGGAAAUCUGUCAUGCUAAUCUUUACUGGCCAAAGUGCUUGAUUUUUAAAACUGGCUCUUUGAAGCAGCCUAAUAAGCCAUUGAUUGUUAGGCAUAUUAGAUUUGGGUGAUUACUGCUGAUAUUGCCUGUGAUACUAUGAUGCAUUAAUGAAUUUUACAUGUUAUCACUUGUUGUAGUUGGUGAUAAUCAAGGCUGUAGAACUGACUCAGCUAGUAAAACUCCUCAGACAGAUACUUGAUGUUUCAAACUGCCUCCACAACCUGAAUAUCACUUAGGUUAACAAUCUGUGCAUUACUUGAGCAUUUCAAACCAAGUGUACAAAAUCAAAUAUAGACUACCUUUAAAAAAAUAAAGGAAGAAACUAGUAAACCAUUUCUUCACUACUGCCCUGAAGCUACAAAGUAAAAAUAACAUUUUUCAAUGCAGUUGCUCAAUGUGCACUGUAUAGCUAUUAAAUUACAAACCUACAUGCUGGAGUACAAACAUGAAAUAUAAUACACAAGUAAUUUUUAGUUACAGCUGGGUGUACUCAUCUUGUCCCAAGAACUUGAAUUUGAGAAUGAGAGAUGCUAUUUAAAACCUGUGCUUAUACUACAAUUUCAAUUGCAACACAGCAUUAAAAAUAUUAAAUGUUGAUGGUCAUGAACAGAGUUCAAGAAAUGCUGGUGCUUAAAAGGAAACAUCUUUCAAUAAUAAGCAGUCAUAGUUGCAUUGUAUUUAGAAACAAACUGAUGCUCUGGGCCAGAAGAUAGAUGUAUUUUGCAAAGGAUUUUAUUUCAUUUGUUUAAGGCAAUUAGGUUAGUGGUGCAAUGGUAGUGUUUCUGCCUCUGAGCCAGAAGGCCUAACUUUAAGUCCCACCUGCUCCCAAGGUGUGUAAUAACAGCUGAGCAGGUUGAUUUUAAAAGAAAUCUGUCUGUAAAAUCCAAGAGAAGGGAAAAGACAGGAACAUGGCCCUGUGUAAAUUAAUUUUCUAGGGCAGAUAUGCCAGGUUUGACUUUAGUUAGUUACAUAUUCCCUCUAAUUAAAGAGAUCUAAAACACCCCAUUACAUUGGAGAGAAAUCUGGUUAUUUUAAGUGGUUUCUUCAUUAGCUUUGAUUUUCCAGAACAUACAGUAGGUAUUGACCCACAUAUUCUCUUCAUGGGUAAGGCAGAAAAAUGAACAACACACUGCACAAGGUUCUUUUAUUGCAUCUAUUACUUUGCUGUUGCAUGAAAGAAAAGUGAAGGGCAGAAGUAACAAAGCUGAACUCAACACUUCAUUAGAUGCUUGACAGUCACUUUUUUAAAAAGAUACUUUUCAAAUUAAAAUUUUCAAAAAAGGGAAA
Molecule: messenger RNA, 2416 nt
Organism: Stegostoma tigrinum
Lineage: Eukaryota; Metazoa; Chordata; Chondrichthyes; Orectolobiformes; Stegostomatidae
Gene: pop5
Product: POP5 homolog, ribonuclease P/MRP subunit
Exons: 5
Coding region: 89-598 (169 amino acids)
Biological process (GO): tRNA 5'-leader removal
Cellular component (GO): ribonuclease P complex
Molecular function (GO): ribonuclease P RNA binding
Source: RefSeq, a predicted model, not a curated record